Molecule: messenger RNA, 2631 nt
Organism: Pocillopora damicornis (cauliflower coral)
Lineage: Eukaryota; Metazoa; Cnidaria; Anthozoa; Scleractinia; Pocilloporidae
Biological process (GO): transmembrane transport
Cellular component (GO): plasma membrane
Molecular function (GO): ATP binding; ATP hydrolysis activity; ABC-type transporter activity
Source: RefSeq, a predicted model, not a curated record
CUUCUAUUCUUCAUUGCUACUAAUACCAGCAAGGGCCUGCGAAGGAAACCAGCGCAUUAGUAUAGAAAGAGCUACAAAAAUGAUUGAAGACGUGGAGGAGAAUAUACCUGUUUUCCUCUCUUUUAACAAUCUUGGUGUAAAGAUCGGCGAUCGGGAAAUUCUUCGAAAUGUAAGCGGGAAAGUCAACCCAGGGGAAUUGUUAGCUGUGAUGGGCCCUAGUGGUUCUGGUAAAACAACAUUGCUAAAUAUUCUUGCUGGAAGAAUGUUUCCAGAAAGUGGUGAAAUCCUUCUCAAUGGUACACAGUUGAACAAGAAACUGAAGAAGGCUAUUUGUUAUGUCCUGCAAGAAGACAUUUUCUUUGCCAAUCUUACUCUUCGGGAAACUCUUACUUUUUCUGCAAUGCUUCGCCUGCCAGAUGCCUUGUCUAAAGCUGAAAAGUUACAAAAGGUAGAUGAAAUUGUUGACAGCUUGGAUAUCAGGAAGUGCUUAGAUACAAAGAUUGGAAGUCCUUUUGAAAGAGGGUUAUCAGGAGGAGAGGAAGUUCAAGAAAGGAUUGUCCAAGGCUGGGCUGAAAGACAGAAAAGACGUCAGAAAUAUUCAGCAAUUUCCUACAACCAUAGACCAGGAAGAACUGAUACCCCAAGUCCUACUCCAGAGAAGGAUGACAAGGACAAAUCACAGGAUAUGGCGAGUGCAACGAGCCCUAAAAAUGGGCAGCAAAAAGCUACUGAAGAGUUACAGAACAAGGAUGAUGUGUCUGUUCAUUGUACUUCAGAUGUACAUGAGGUAGAUGAGAACUCUGAAGUCCCUGAAAAAGAAAAUAAAACAAGUCCUGCAUCUGGCAGAAGUGGUGAGUCCACUGGUGAGCUGUCAGUUGCUGACAGUUCGAAUGAACAGAAAGAUACACUAAGGCAGGAGAAUGGAGGUGAAUUCUCGUCUGAGGAGAUGCUGGACAAAGAAAAAGAAAGUAAGACAGGCAAUGGGCUUAUACCAUUUGGAAAUGAUGGACUGCCUUCAGAGAUGAGUGAGAGUUCAAACCUCUUGGCUUCAAAUCCCAAACCAUCUGCAUCUAAGACCCUUUGGAGGAACGUGAGAGACUCAUUCACCAAAUCUUCAGAUCAUCUUCCACAAGUCCCCUCAGAAAUCCUGGUACCAGUAGCAGAUGUCAAUGUGGCUGUUGUAUCUUACAAGCGUAGUACAUCACGUGAUUAUUCUAAAAUAGAUGUUCAUGAUGACGAUGAAGAUCAUUCUGCCCUGUACUCAGAUAUUUCCACAUCAUGGCCCACAAGUUUCUGGACACAGUUCACAGUUCUCCUACUUAGAACGUUUAAGCAGUCCAAACCAGAUAUUUUGUCUAAGUUAGAGUUAUCACAGAACUUGCUUCUUGCCCUCGUUUCGGGCUUGAUCUGGUUCCAGCUUCCUUACAAAGAGAAGAGCAUUGAAGACAGAUAUUCACUGCUGUUUUUCGUUGUGGUUUAUUGGAUGUUUAAUCCACUCUUCCAAGCUCUGUUAUCAUUUCCAAGUGAAAGGACUGUAGUAAAUAAAGAACGUGCUGCUGGCUACUACAGACUCUCUGCAUACUAUUUAGCCAAGUUGUUCAGUGAAUUACCGCUGGUCUUAUGUCAGCCGACUCUGUUCUAUACGGCAGUCUAUUGGAUGACGGGUUUAAACAGAAGCGAGUCCUUCCUCGGUGGCCUUUUCGUGCUUUUGUUAACAGCCAUAACAGGACAGUUGCUCGGCGACUGAGUCUUCUUACGGUAAAUGCCACAACAAUGGAACCGUCAUCGAAGGAACGGACAUUUUAGAGAGGCUGAAUGUGACAAGAUCUGUGGGAGAAAACAUUGCUGUACUUCUCUGUUUUAUUUUUAUAUUCAGAAUUUUGACAUAUCUUUCUUUACGCUACUUACACAAGCCAAAGUGAUUUCGGUAUUCAGAGACACUGCACGAGCGAUCUGUUAUUUCCUUGUGUUACGUUAAGAUGUCAACUUGUAGCCAUUUGACAACUGACAUAUGUUUAGCGGUGACCACUUUUCAACCUGUCAGAACGGUAUUGGGUUGAUCAAGCAACGUGAGAAUUAAAUAAAGUAGAUAUAACACGGGAGAAGAAAUGUUAUUGCUUAGAGCUGAAGGCAUUGAGUUUGAUUAUGCAUCAUAAAAUAAUAUAACAAGAAACGAAGUUCAUCGUCAAGUGCUGACGCCCCCCUUGCUCCAAUCACAGGAGCGGCCAUGUACAUGUAUUGUGAUGAUUACUGUUACUAUUUAAAUAUUUAACUGCAAGUUAUUAUUUAGAGAGACGUCAUAUCUUGUGAGCAAGAGGAAUUACGAUAUUCCUUACUGCCAUAGUAAGAUGUGUUAUCUUAGGCCAGAGGGGGAUAUGACGUCAGCAGGUGCGGUAGAUAUUUCUAAAUGUUAAAUAGAGGUAGAUAACGCGUUGUGUCUUGAAUGGUUUUGUUCGUAGAUGACUAUUGGAGAACGAUGAACAGUCUUUUUAUGAUUAUAGCAGCUCUUACACAAUUAAAAUUCAGUUUUCAAUUCUUAGUCGGAUGUGUGUGUUUACAGUUAAACCUGGAGGAAGCGAAAAAUGAAGAAACCCAUACUACAAUUCGGUAAAAACAGAUUCUGGUAAAUCA